UCUCUCCACGUCCACACACGCCACAGGUAGUCCUGCUAUAGGGGAAAGGGAGUCAGACUGCGAGGCUUUAGGUUGCAGCAUCUCUCUUUCCCUUUUCAGCCUUUUGCUUUUUGUUGUUGUUUCGGCUCCGACUCUGCUGCGAUCGUUUCUGUGCGUAAAAGUUGCUGACUGCCCUGAAAGUGUCCAUGCGGAUACGACAAAGUUUUUGUGCCACGUUUUACAACGCGGAGUAGCAUCAGUCGAUUUUGUUUUGGAGUUUGUUUUUUUUGUCCUCCCUAAUCAGGACGGAUUUGUGUAGAGUGAAAGCUUCCUGAAAUCUCCGAGAUAAUCUCCAGAUAUCACAAUGAUACUCCGGGUCCUCGCCCUGGCCUGCGGUCUCUGCUGCUUCGGUCUUACCUCCGUCAUCGCAGACGUACUAAAAGCCGAGGCUUGGCUGCAGCAGUAUGGCUACCUGCCUCCAGGUGAUGUGAGAGCCCAGGCCAUCCGCUCACCAGACACCAUCAGUAAAGCGAUAUCCGCCAUGCAGAGUUUUUACGGACUGACCGUCACUGGCUCCAUAGACACCAACACAAUAGAGGCGAUGAAACGGCCGCGAUGUGGCGUUCCUGACAAGUUUGGACCAGUGCUGAAGAGCAACCUGAGGAGAAAGAGAUAUGCUGUGCAGGGUCUGAAGUGGGACAAGUCUGAGGUGACCUUCAGCAUAGAGAACUAUACCCCUAAAGUGGGCCAACGCGCCACGUUUGACGCCAUUCGAAAGGCCUUCAAGGUGUGGGAGAGCGCCAUCCCGCUCACCUUCAGAGAGAUCCCCUUCAGUCAGAUCAGAGGCUCACCUGUUAAGUACGCAGACAUCAUGCUCUCCUUUGCAGAGGGAUUCCACGGCGACAGCACACCGUUUGACGGCGAGGGCGGUUUCCUAGCUCACGCUUACUUCCCCGGUCCAGCCAUUGGUGGGGACACGCACUUUGACCUUGCUGAACCUUGGACCACUGGGACAGUCGAUCAGGGAGGUAACGAUGUUUUCCUGGUCGCUGUCCACGAGCUUGGUCACGCUCUGGGUCUAGAGCACUCCAACGACCCCGCUGCCAUCAUGGCCCCCUUCUAUCAAUGGUUUGACACCGAAAACUUCCAGCUCCCUGAUGAUGACCGCAGAGGAAUCCAGGCAAUUUAUGGAUCAAAGUCUGGGGCUCCUCCUCCUCCUCCUCGUCCCACUAAACCCUCCAAUCCCGACAAGCCAGACCAUGGCCCUGACGUCUGUGAUGGACACUUUGACACCAUCGCUGUCCUCAGAGGGGAAAAGUUUGUAUUUAAGGACAAGUGGUUUUGGCGUCUGCGCAACCACAAGGUGCUGCCUGGCUACCCGAUGCUCAUAAGCCACUUCUGGAAAGGCCUACCAUCAAACAUCAAUGCCGCUUACGAGAGAGAUGAUGGAAAAUUUGUCUUCUUCAAGGGUAGCAGAUACUGGGUUUUCAGUGAGUCCACCAUGGACAAGGACUCUCCAAAGAGCCUGAGGGAACUGGGAGCUGGUGUGCCCGAAGAUAAGAUCGACGCCGCUCUCUUCUACACGCCAACAGGACAGACGUACUUCUUCAAAGACUCUCAAUAUUACCGUUUCAACGAGAAGACUCGCAGAGUGGACAAAGAUUACCCGAAGCCCAUCAGCAAGUGGACCGGUGCACCAGAUAACGUCAAAGCAACCAUCAUGAGUGAAGAUGGAUCUUACACCUAUUUCUACAAAGCCAACAAGUACUGGAAGUUUAACAACCAGUACUUGAAGGUGGAGUCCGGCUACCCCAAGUCCGUGCUCAAAGACUGGAUGGGCUGCGAGAACGAGGACCCCAAGAAGGGUCGCAAAGAGUCGGAUUCGGAGAGCUGGGCCAAUCCCCUGGCCGUGGUGAUCCCCGUCCUCCUUCUGGUGCUGGUUGUGAUCACCCUGGGAGCGCUUUUGUUCUUCAGGAAGUACGGCACGCCCCGACGCCUCCUCUACUGCAAGAGAUCCCUGCUGGACAAGGUGUAGACAGAGCAGCAGGUAGCUGACAGACUGCCGCAGAGGGACAGAAAGAGACGGAGCGAGGGCCGAGCGAGGAUGGAAAUCGAGAGGAAGAAGAAGAAGAGAGAAACUGGAGAAAAACCUGAAGAAAUGAGAGACAGGAGGGGGACAUUUUUUAAAGUUUUUUUGGGUGGUUUGUAAGUGCCAUAAAAAGGGGAAAACAAAACAAUAAAGGCCCUUGAAACUGAAAUCAGGAAAAUGUAUAUUUGUAUGUUAACUAUUUACGUGUACUGUUGUGUGUUGAGAGAUUAAGAAAAUACCUGCAGUCUCACACAGAGGAGGGAGAUAUACAAAGACUCAUCCUCAUCAGCAGCUUAACCUCCCACCUCUCCCCUCUGUCCCCCAUCUCAUCCCAUCCUUACCCUUAACUGGACGACUCCACCUGAACUGCUGUCUGACUCACUUAUAAUUCUGAAAACUGUGUUUCUGUUUGACUUUUACCAAGAAAUUUGUCUCUGGUAACAGUGUUGGGACUUUGAGGGGGGAGAUUUAAAGUUUCAACAUGACAUUUUCCUCUUAAAUCAGUGUUUCGUUUUUUCUUUUCUUUUUUAACCAAUAACAAGGCUACAAGGGAACUAUGACCUCAGUACAUAAUAGUGAUUUAAAGCAUCCACAGCACUGAGAAUAAAUCCAAGAUUUCAAUAUUUUCUAACACAAAUGACACAAAGUACUAAUUCUGUUUUGCAACGUUUACAAUAACUGAGCUUUUUUAAAUCUAAAAUUGGUGUUUAUGGGGGUGAAUGUUCCUAUUUGUUAAUGAAAGGUACUUGAUGCAGUCGGUAUUCCCUGUAACUGUAUGUAGUGGCUCUCUAUGUAAAAGCACAUUUCUUGUGCACAGUGUUAGCUUUGAUUGAUGCAGGCUUAAACAUGCACACACGUGGGUUUGUAAUUCAGGCUUCACACCGAGUCUAAAAACCGAAACAUGAACACGAAGGAUUUUGUCUUACACUCAAACUUGCAAACCAAACUCAGUGCAAGCAGUCAGAUGGUAAAGAUUAUGUUUUUAAAUGUGAUGCUUUAUCUCUUUUUUUUUUUUUUUGAAGUACAGUAAUGUUAAAUACGAGCAGAGCUACAACAUGGUGCAAUUUUUAAUUAUGAUUGUUUUCAUGGAAAUUCUUGUUAUUAUAAGUAUGAUUAUUGUUAUUAUUGUUCUCUUGGAAAAGUUUGAAUACUUUUGGUUUUCUUUGUUUUUGCGCAUUGUCAUUUGGAGUCCUGCUGGACAGAGGCAUAACGUGACAAUGAUGGAAAUGAAUCCCAGUUUACAUCCAGUGUGAGAAGAAUUAGUUCAGAUCAGGGGGGUGAAUGUGAGAUAUGGGAUAUUUUUUUAUUGUAAUACCCAAAAUAACCCAGAUGUUGGCACAAGCAACUCUAUUUAUUAAUGCGAAUGGUGCUUGAUUUUUUUUUUUUUUACACCAGUCAAAUCUAAAGAUAAAUUGAUUUAAUUCAUAACAAUGAUAAUGGUAAUUAUAUUUAUAAUGAUGAUUUUAUCAAUAAAAUUGAACAAA
Molecule: messenger RNA, 3552 nt
Organism: Maylandia zebra (zebra mbuna)
Lineage: Eukaryota; Metazoa; Chordata; Actinopteri; Cichliformes; Cichlidae
Gene: mmp14a
Product: matrix metallopeptidase 14a (membrane-inserted)
Biological process (GO): skeletal system development; zymogen activation; extracellular matrix organization
Cellular component (GO): plasma membrane; extracellular matrix
Molecular function (GO): metalloendopeptidase activity; zinc ion binding
Source: RefSeq, a predicted model, not a curated record